Messenger RNA from Cyphellophora europaea CBS 101466, 1260 nucleotides. RefSeq lists its product as uncharacterized. The transcript is spliced from 5 exons. Bases 1 to 1260 code for a protein of 419 amino acids. Lineage: Eukaryota; Fungi; Ascomycota; Eurotiomycetes; Chaetothyriales; Cyphellophoraceae. The record is from RefSeq and is a predicted model, not a curated record.
AUGGGUAUCCCACCACCGGACGGGUCUGAUGUCAACCGUGGAACAGCCGUUGUGAUUGCAGGCUGGGUCUUAUGCGCUGUGGUUGCUCUUCUCCUCGUUUUUCGAAUUGCCGUCAAAACAUGGAUUACCAUUGCGCUCCCUCCGACCGCUCGUCCGAGAAGGACAUGGACUCUUGAGGAUUUGUUCUUGUGGAUGGGGUUUGUGGUUGAUAUAGCGCAUCAGUCGCUCAUGGAUAGUAGCUAUGAGCACGGCUUAGGCAGGCAUUACUUCUACCUUACACCUGAAGAAAGGCGUUUAGCCAUGAAGUGGGACUGGAUCGCCGCACAGCUGGCUGUCACAGCCGUCUCCUUAUACAGGACUGCAGUGAUGUGUUUCUUGUAUGUUUGCUUCGCCAAGACCAGACGCCGGCUGGCUAUCACCCUACUCGCCUGCAUUGCUGUACAUACAGCUGUCAACCUCAUCACGAUAUUGCAGGGUGUCAUGCAAUGUGGACCAAAUCCGUCCAGGCCCACGAACCGAGCAGCGUACUACCACUACCUCUGGGAUCCACUGCCCGAAGACGACUCAGUUGUGUGCCAGUCGCCAAAAGUGCAGACCUACAUUGGGUAUGGCCAAGGAGCUUUCAAUACAAGUAUUGACUUUAUGCUCGUCGGACUUGCUGCAUUCCAGAUCUGGCAGUUUCUCGUCCGUGCCCACGGGCAGCACCUGGCGUCGGUCAUUCACAAGUUCCGAGCCUUGGAACCACAUGUCCGACGGCAAAGGAUUUCGCAGACGUUCUUGGUCUGCUUACCGCUGUCAUUGUCGGGGGUUGCUUGCAUCAUCAAGUCUCCACUUGUUGGUGCUAUUGGGAAUCGAAUGGACAUCACCUGGAACAUCAUCCCUUUGGUACUGUGGGUGAAGAUCGAGAACAGCACGAUUCCCAUCGCAGCGACAGCAACAGUCAUGAGACUGUUUCUGAAGGUCUUUGUCAACAAGGAGAAGAAAGCCGCAACAUAUGCCUACAGCUCUGAACGCUAUCGAGGGUCGGGAGGGCAAGGUGUGGAGCUUGGUAGUCAUGUACGAAGCGGCUGGGGUAUCGAUAGAAGCCACAGUGGCAGACAUGACACCGAUGAUGCCGGUGAUCGAUCAUUGAACGGCUCCGAGACCGAGCUUGUGGACGACAGUAUCCAUGUAAAGGUUGAAUAUGAGGUGCGUGUCAUGAAUAGGAUUAUUCAAGACAUGUCGUCGGAUGGGCGUUUGGAUGUGGCAGCUGGCCAAUGA